GUGGGGCUCAUCGGCUGCUCUCCCCGCAGCAGCCGGGACGCUUGGCCAUGUCCUGGCGCAGCGCGAGUUCGGUGGGGAGGCGACUGGUGGCGAGCGGGAGCAGCUUGGCUUGGCGGCGCAGCGCGGCUGGAGCUGCGGGCUCGGGGAUGGGAAACGGCACGUCCUCAUCUGUAGGGAAGUCAGCAUCUACGCCUGUGAACCAGAUCCAAGAAACAAUCUCUCACAAUUGUGUGGUGAUUUUCUCAAAAACAUCCUGUUCCUACUGUUCAAUGGCCAAAAAGAUUUUCCACGACAUGAAUGUCAACUAUAAAGCUGUAGAAUUGGAUAUGCUGGAAUAUGGUAACCAGUUUCAAGAUGCCCUCCAUAAGAUGACUGGAGAAAGAACUGUUCCAAGAAUAUUUGUCAACGGAACAUUUAUCGGAGGUGCAAUGGACACUCACAGGCUUCACAAAGAAGGGAAAUUGCUGCCACUGGUUCAUCAAUGUAAUUUAAAAAAAAAGCAAGAAGAAAGAAGUUGAAUGACUCGGUCGCUGUAGCCAGUAAAGUGUUAGUUAAUGCAAUCCCACACUUUAAUUGUUUGAGGAUGUUUUAAUUGAGAAUUGCCUUCAUAAGGAUGAUUUAAAAUAAUGAAUAAAUUGCCAUGGACCCCCCA
This is a messenger RNA of Myodes glareolus (Bank vole), 652 nucleotides long. RefSeq names its product glutaredoxin 2 (gene Glrx2). The record is from RefSeq and is a predicted model, not a curated record. Gene Ontology annotation, cellular component: mitochondrion. NCBI's taxonomy places the organism in Eukaryota, Metazoa, Chordata, Mammalia, Rodentia, Cricetidae. Gene Ontology annotation, molecular function: protein-disulfide reductase activity.